AUGAGGGUGUUUAACCGGGGUGUGAUGAUGCUUCUGACCACAGCAGGGGCUUUCUGUGCCUUCAGCCUCAUGACCAUCGCCGUGGGAACGGACUAUUGGCUGUACUCCCGAGGUGUGUGCCGCUCCAAGACCCUGAGCGACAAUGAGACGGUCCGCAAGAACGAAGAAGUCCUGACCCACUCUGGUUUGUGGAGGACCUGCUGCACGGAGGGGACAUUUCGGGGUGUUUGCAAGGACAUUGAUCACUUUCCUGACGAUGCAGACUACGAGCAGGACGCUGCUGAAUACUUACUGCGAGCGGUACGAGCCUCCAGCCUCUUCCCCAUCCUCAGUGUGGGGUUAUUAUUUCUUGGGGGUGUCUGCGUAGCUGCCAGCGAGUUCUACAAGUCACGCUAUAAUGUCAUUCUCACUGCGGGUAUACUCUUUGUCUCUGCAGGUCUCAGUAACAUCAUUGGCAUCAUUGUGUACAUAUCAGCCAACUCAGGUGACCCCAGCCAGAGCGACAACAAGAAGAGCUACUCCUACGGCUGGUCCUUUUAUUUCGGAGCUCUGUCCUUUGUGCUGGCUGAGAUGGUGGGCGUCCUGGCAGUGCAUGUGUUCAUAGAAAAACACAGACAGCUGCGCACCAAAGGCCGGCCUUCGCUCAUGAAGCCGCCCAUCUCUCGAAGCUCAUCGUAUUACCGCAACCGUUACUACCAGAACCGCAGCCGCCGGUACAGUUACAGGAGCAACCACAGCGCAGGGGACCCGCACUCCUUCCGAGCAUCACUCAGCCGUGACCGGGAGCCGUCCAUCUCCGCUGAAUCUAAAGUCACCACCAUGGCAGGUUUGCCAACACCAGUGUCAGUGGGCUCAGAGUUCAUGCUCUACGCUUUAACCUCACCUCUCAAAAACAGUAAGAUAGACAUGGCUGUGGAUCAUUUAACAGCUGCUCACAACAACACAGAGAUGCUGCCUGGGAACUGCGCUUCCAACAGGAGGACCACACCUGUCUAA
This is a messenger RNA of Oreochromis aureus, 996 nucleotides long. RefSeq names its product voltage-dependent calcium channel gamma-3 subunit (gene cacng3a). Gene Ontology annotation, biological process: regulation of AMPA receptor activity; neurotransmitter receptor internalization; transmission of nerve impulse. The record is from RefSeq and is a predicted model, not a curated record. Lineage: Eukaryota; Metazoa; Chordata; Actinopteri; Cichliformes; Cichlidae. Bases 1 to 996 code for a protein of 331 amino acids. Gene Ontology annotation, cellular component: AMPA glutamate receptor complex; postsynaptic density membrane. The transcript has 4 exons. Gene Ontology annotation, molecular function: voltage-gated calcium channel activity; channel regulator activity.